GAAGGCCUGCGCCCGCGCGCUCCAGUGCAAGCCACGACGCCGUUCCGUGCGCUUCGUACGAGCGAGACUUACGAGACUCUUCGCUAUUUACAUUUCCUACCAAAUAUUCGAAAGUAAACAGAACGUAUCGGUGUUACACAGUGUUACAGUGUGCUGUUGCUUGUGGUUGUGUUUUGUUUUGUCUCGGACUGUCCAGUGAUUCUUUUUGUAUAGAGAAAACUAUUGUAUUUUAUAACAGCUUGCAACCGUUGGAGUAACUGUAAGACGUCCGUGAAUGCCGCGCCGCAUGGAUGGCGAGGCACGCCUGGCGGUCGCUCGCCCUCCUGUUGGCGGGUACCACCCUUGUUCUAGCUAAAUAUGCAGAACUAGAGUCAUGGCGGGGCAACGGAAGACCAGUGACGGACGCCCAGGAGGCUGAAGACGAGAGACAUGAUGCAGAGAUGCUCGCCGCUGUUCGGGCCUCCUUGCACCAGUGGGAGAUCAAGAAAUCGCGCACAAGGACCAAGAGAUCACAAGGGAGUGUUUGCUAUGGCGACUUUGGGUGUUUUGACGACACGGGCCCGUUCGCAUACUUGGAGACUUUGCCGAGUUCACCGCAGGAAGUCGGAACUAAUUUCCUCCUAUACUCUACAACCAGCAGAGGGGACCAGCCGCUGGUAGCAGUGUCAGCCAGUAACAUCUCCGCCGCGUGGCACUGGGCGGCGCGCGCCUUCGACACGGCGCGCCCCACGCGCGUUAUCGUGCACGGCUUCGGCUCCAACUGCGACAACGUGUGGGUGUACGAGAUGCGCUCCGCACUGAUGGCGGUGGAAGAAUGCAACGUAAUCUGUGUGGACUGGGAAGGUGGGGCGUCCAUGCCGAAUUACCUCCGCGCCGCAGCCAAUACUAGGCUGGUCGGAAAACAGCUCGCUAUGUUGUUAGAAGGUUUAGGUCAACACAUUGAUAUGAAAUUCGAAGAUGUUCAUCUGAUCGGAUUCAGUCUCGGAGCUCACGUGGCUGGGUUUGCUGGCUCCGAAUUGAAAAAUAUAAGUCGAAUUACAGGUUUGGAUCCAGCCGGUCCGCUCUUCGAGUUUCAAGACCCAAGAGCUCGGCUGGACCGUUCGGACGCCAAGUUCGUAGACGUCAUUCACUCGAACGGAGAGACCUUGAUACUGGGCGGGCUGGGCGCCGCCCAGCCGCUGGGGCACGUCGACUUCUACCCUAACGGAGGUCGCGUCCAACACGGCUGCUCUAAUUUGUUCGUAGGAGCUGUGUCGGACUUGGUGCUGCCGUGGGCGGGUGCGUCACCCGAAGGUCGCUCGCUGUGCAACCACCGGCGUGCGUACAAAUUCUUCACAGAUUCCGUGUCGCCUAAAUGCCAUUUCCCCGCCUUCCCUUGCUCAGAUUAUGACACAUUUGUCGAGGGUAAAUGCUUCCCGUGUGACGGUGAUCGUCGCUGCGGCAACAUGGGCUACUACGCCGACCGUUCGCUCGGCCGUGGACAGCUGUAUCUUCUUACCAGAGAAGAGGAACCAUUCUGCGCCCACCAAUACCACGUGGCGCUUUGGGGCGGGCACGAGGUCGGAGAGAAGCCCAACUACGGUCGCGUCACACUCACACUGCACGGUGACUCCGGACUGAACGAAUCUUUUCCCAUGACUAAACGAGAGGAAAGUCCUCGGGCCGUCCGCUUCGGUCGCGUCCUGGUGCCGCACCCCGCACUGGGCGUGCCGCUGCGCGCGUCCCUGCACUACGCCGCAUACAACGGCUGGCUCAGCGCCGGCUUGAGGGCUAUACGCUUCGACAAACUCCUUAUCACCGACAGCUUUGGAAAGACAUCAUCGUUUUGCAAAGCGUUGCGGUUGGUAUCGGAUGAAACUAUCCAAAUACCGCUGUACCCAGGCGAUUGUCAAAUACAAGAGGUCGUCGAAUCGAAUAACGCCACAAACGGAGAAUCCGCUAACGACAAAUUGAACGCAACAACCGCCGCUGCCGUUGACCCUCAUGAUAAUGAAUUGCCUGAGGACUUGCCGCAGAGGCAAUUCAUACUAGCCGAUGACUGGGAAGAAACCGCAGAUACAGGUCGGGCUUUCGGCAUGACCAACACAAAGACUGCGCCCAGUGGAAUCAUAGAAAUCGCUGAACCAGUAUUACGGCCACGACCGCGUAAGGCGCCAAGGCAACGCUCCGACUCUACAGACAACGUCCACGAAAUUUCAGAGCCUCUGCUGCGAGCCACGCAACCUCCUCGCACAACUACCCUACCACCAUCCCGAAAACCUAAAAACUACGACAUAUCUACUCCAUCUAGCAAAGAAGCGUGGAAUGAAAGAGCCGAAAAAGAACAAACCAGUUUUGCCGUGCAAUUUUUACCAGCUCGCUUAGCAUCUUUCAUCACAAGAGCUGAGCGUUACGCUAGAGACACUCUUUUACCGCUAGUGUCAGCGUACGCUCCGCGUUUACCAAUAUUCGGAUCUCGCGAAGUUCCAAAAACCACCGCACGCUAUAUUCCCACAGAAGACGCCAACGUAACCAGUUCCGUGCCGAUACCGACGCCGACGCUCGAAAUGAAGAUUGAGUCGCUUCGAAUAUUAGGCCCUCCAGGUGAGAAACGUGAAUUUGAGACACCAGAGGAUCCUGACAUACCAGUUGUUAUUUCGACAACGACGACCACCUCGUCAACAACGCCAACGACGACCACGACAGAGAUGGAUUUAAGGGUAGCUCCAAAAGAGAUGUUGCAAGUAGUCGAAGGGCCCGCAGCAUCGACUAGCACGGCGCUUCCACCGGUGGCUUUACGGAGCGAAGGGGAGAAAAUAUUAAUAGUAUAUCCGAUCAACGCAAGGGACGAGAGAAAAAUCAAAUCUCACUCGUUCCCUGAAGAGAUGCAGUUCGAAGCUCUGUACAGACACACGGCAGACCCAACGGCGGUGAGGGUCGACCUGCCCACGUUCACUCCGCCUACUUCCACAGAUGAACCUCCACAAUCCGGUGUUUCAACAUCAAGUGUCAAACCAUCGGAAUCUCGAUACUUUCCCCUCCCAUAUUCCAAUAACCCAGAUGAUCAACAAAAACCUAAAGUGAGCCGAAGAUGAAACAGUACAGUCUAAUAUAAUAUCCAAUGU
This is a messenger RNA of Bicyclus anynana (squinting bush brown), 3104 nucleotides long. RefSeq lists its product as uncharacterized. The record is from RefSeq and is a predicted model, not a curated record. NCBI's taxonomy places the organism in Eukaryota, Metazoa, Arthropoda, Insecta, Lepidoptera, Nymphalidae. Gene Ontology annotation, molecular function: lipase activity. Bases 291 to 3074 code for a protein of 927 amino acids. Gene Ontology annotation, biological process: lipid metabolic process. The transcript is spliced from 14 exons.